UGAAAAAUAUAGCAGCUAGAAUCAACUGUACACACAGCUGAUUUUAUUUGUCAGAGAGAAUAACACUGACUGAACUGUCUUUUAAAAUGUCAGAAUCAUACGACUUUCUGUUCAAGUUCCUGGUCAUCGGGAGUGCAGGAACAGGGAAAUCAUGCAUUCUUCACCAAUUCAUCGAAAGCAAAUUUAAACAAGACUCAAAUCACACAAUAGGAGUUGAAUUUGGCUCAAAGAUCAUCAAUGCUGGAGGAAAAUCGGUCAAGUUACAAAUCUGGGACACAGCAGGUCAAGAGAGAUUUAGGUCAGUAACAAGGAGUUACUACAGAGGUGCAGCUGGGGCUUUACUUGUCUAUGACAUCACAAGUCGGGAGACAUAUAAUGCUCUGACAAAAUGGCUGACAGAUGCAAGGACGUUGGCCAGUCCUAACAUUGUCAUCAUCCUCUGUGGUAAUAAGAAAGACUUGGAUGCAGAUAGGGAGGUGACGUUCCUAGAGGCCAGUAGAUUUGCACAAGAAAACGAGAUGAUGUUCUUGGAAACAAGUGCGUUGACAGGAGAGAAUGUAGAAGAAGCUUUCUUGAAAUGUGCCAGAUCAAUACUUAACAAAAUUGAAUUAGGUGAGUUAGAUCCUGAAAGGAUGGGAUCGGGUAUCCAAUACGGUGAUUCCACUCUCCGGAAAGUCACCAGACCGCCGGUCAGGAGUACGCAACAAUGCUCAUGCUGAGGAAUCCAACUUGUGAUUAUUAUCAUCAAUCGCUUCAUCCCAGACCCAUCAGCCGUGUGAAUCAUGUACGCCCCCUUGAUGCUGACUGGUCAAUAUCUGACUGGUCCCUAUCUGACAGGUCCAUAUCUGACCACUACAUUUUGACCGGUCCAUUUCUGACCGGUUCAUACCUCUUGACAUCCUUUCCUUCCUGCUGAAGUUCGUAUUUUCAGGUGAAGCACCCGGUACAGAGUAUAUCGUGAAAGUCAUUAUUAUUUUUUUUUUGGCUGUAUUUGAUAAACCAAUCAAUAUGUGGUUAUAAGCUACUGUUAAAAGCUAUUGAAAUUGUGCCAUUUGAAUGUCUGAGAGCAAAUUUGCUAUUUUCCAGUAAUAUUCAAGGAAAAAGUAUCAUUGCAUUGAUAUUCAAUUAAAAACAUCUCGGUGUUUCAGUUACAUAUAUGCAAUGCAUGUUCACCAUGUGAAUAACCACUGAAAGCAGACUAGGAGGUUUAUUUUAUUGAUGGAAAAGUCUUAUUGCACAAAAUUUACGUUGAUUAAUGCAUCCUGUAUUUUAGAUAUAAAUCUACUCAGAUAUUUUUCACCAUUGCUUGGAAACUGACUUAUUAUUUUUGUUUUAUUUAUUUUUUUUAUUAUUAUUAUUUUUUUUGGGGGGGAGGAGGGGUGGGGGAGCAAUCAUAGCCUGUUAAGUAUAGUUGAAAUGGUACAAAUACAGGUUAAAAAUGUUUUGGGUGGAGGUGGCCAGAUUAUCAUCUGAACUUUGACUUACAUGUACAAUCUUUUUUUGCAAUAACUCAUGUAUAUAUACAUUAGGCCUGGGACGAAUGUCAAUUUUACCAUUCGAUUAUUUCCUGAAAAAACAAUCGAAUCAUUCGAUUGUUCGUUGGGAAGAUCGUCUUCUAAGCCAAUAGUUGACCUAAUUAUGAAGACCUCCCAAAAAGGGUUUCAAUAACAUCUAGGGUGGAGUAUUAUAUGUUCCUUAUAAAUGAAAGUAAGCCCCUUCUCUUUGAGGUCUAUUACAAAAGAAACUAUAUGAAAUGAGAUUAAAACUUUCACUUUAUUGUUCCAAUGAAAAAUCUUUCCUAAAUCAAUGCUUGUAUUAUACAUCCCUCCAAGUGCAACACCCCUGCAUAUGAA
Messenger RNA from Lytechinus pictus (painted urchin), 1853 nucleotides. RefSeq names its product ras-related protein Rab-4B. Lineage: Eukaryota; Metazoa; Echinodermata; Echinoidea; Temnopleuroida; Toxopneustidae. Gene Ontology annotation, biological process: vesicle-mediated transport; regulation of endocytosis; Rab protein signal transduction. The record is from RefSeq and is a predicted model, not a curated record. Gene Ontology annotation, cellular component: plasma membrane; recycling endosome. The coding region runs from base 87 to 719 and encodes 210 amino acids. The transcript has 7 exons. Gene Ontology annotation, molecular function: GTPase activity; GTP binding.